CCCAUGGGGAAUGAUCCCUCUGAAUUCAGUGAUGAAACUGUGACUUCUGACUCCAGUGUCAGAGAAAGGAAGAGGGACAGAUCAGAGUCUCCAGAACCCAGUGGUGUGUCUGUGAAGAGUGGCAGGUCCAUGGAUAAUCCCAUUGUAUUCAGUGAUGGACCAGUGAUCCCUGACCCUCUGAAGGAGGUAUGUGGGCCGAUCAGAUCUGUACCAUCCUCUGCAUCCCACUUUCAGACUCGCAUCAGGCAGGACAACACUGAAGCAGUUCUGCAGAGACACACAAUGGAGACUGCAGACCUGCAAAUAGUCAAAGACCAGCACAAAACCAGCAUGAAGAACAAGUAUGAGCACUUAUUUGAGGGAAACACACUCCAAGGGAAUCAAACCCUCCUGAACAGGAUCUACACACAACUCUACAUCAUAGAGGGAGAGAGUGAAGGAGUGAAUAAAGAACAUGAGGUUUUACAAUUGGAGACAACAGCCAGAACAAAACAGUCACAAGACACUCCAAUUGACUGCAAUGACAUCUUUAAAGCCUCAUCUGAACCAGGAUUUGAGAAGAAAGAGCAAAUCAAGACCGUUCUUACUAAAGGCAUCGCUGGAAUUGGAAAAACCGUCUCUGUGCACAAGUUCAUUCUGGACUGGGCCGAGGGAAAAGCCAAUCAGCAUGUAGAUUUCAUGUUUGUGCUUCCAUUUCGAGAGCUGAACUUGAUUAAAGAUCACCAGUACAGUCUUCACAGACUUCUGCUGGACUUUCAUCCUAAACUUCAAGAUCUGGACUCAAAGAUUUAUGAUGGAUGUAAAGUUGUGUUCAUCUUUGAUGGCCUUGAUGAAAGCAGAAUCACACUGACGUUUUCAGACGGUGUGAAAGUUUCUGACGUGAAUGAGUCUUCAUCAGUGGCUCUGUUGAUGUCAAACCUCAUCAGAGGGGAUCUGUUUCCCUCUGCUCUCAUCUGGAUCACCUCCAGACAAGCAGCAGCCAAUCAGAUCCCUUCUGAAUACAUCAACCGUCUGACAGAAAUUCAGGGAUUCAGUGAGCCUCAGAAGGAGGAAUAUUUCAGGAAGAAAAUCAGUGACGAGCAUCAAGCCAGCAGAAUAAUCUCACACAUCAGAAGAUCAAGAAGCCUCCACAUCAUGUGCCACAUCCCAGUCUUCUGCUGGAUCUCAUCCACUGUGCUUCAGAAGCUCCUGGAAGAAGAUCUGAGUGCAGAAAUCCCUCAAACUCUGACUGAGAUGUACAUCCACUUCCUGCUCAUUCAGAUCAAUAUGAGGAACCAGAAGUAUGAAGAGAGAGAUCCAGAGAAACUCCUGCAGUCCAACAGAGAAGUGAUUGUGAAACUUGCUGAAGUGGCUUUCAAACAGCUGAUGAAGGGCAAUGUGAUGUUCUAUGAGGAGGACCUGACUGAGAGCGGCUUAGAUGUCACAGACUCAGUGGAUUUGGGGAUUUGCACUCAGAUCUUUAAGGAGGAAUCUGCCAUUAAUCAAAAGAAAAUCUACAGUUUUAUUCAUCUGAGUGUUCAGGAGUUUCUCGCUGCUUUCCACGUGUUCUACUACCAUGUGAAUACAACUAUGGAAGAACUGAAGAAUUUUGCUUCAGUACAAAAUUUGCUUAAAGGUGCUGUAGAUAAAGCUCUUGAGAGUGAGAAUGGCCACCUGGAUCUGUUCCUGCGGUUCCUGCUGGCCGUCCCACUGGAGUCCAAUCAGCGACUCUUACAGUAUUUACUGACACACAAGGAGAACAGCUCAGAUAGCAUCAGGAGAACCACACAGUACAUUAAAGAGAAGAUCAAAGAUGGACAUGGACUCUCCACUGAAAGAUCCAUCAAUCUGUUCCUCUGUCUGCUGGAAGUGAAAGAUCAGACUCUGUCCAGAGAGAUUCAGGUGUUUGUAAAAUCAGACAAACACUCAGAGAAGAAACUCUCUCCUGCUCACUGCUCAACAAUCUCCUACAUGCUUCAGAUAUCAGAAGAGCCGCUGGAUGAGCUGGACCUCAAAAAAUACAACACAUCAGAUGAGGGUAGAAGAAGACUGAUACUAGCUGUGAGCAACUGCAAUAAAGCUCUUCUUGCUGGUUGUAAUCUCACUGCUCAGCAUUGUGAAAUUGUAUCAUCAGCUCUACAAUCCUCAAAUUGUAGAGAGCUGGAUCUAAGUAACAAUGACCUGCGUGAUUCAGGAGUGAAGCUGCUCUCUGAUGGACUGAAGAGUCCAAACUGUCAGCUGGAAAUACUGAGGUUGUCUGGCUGUAUGGUGACAGAGGAAGGCUGUGGAUAUUUGUCUUCAGCUCUGAGUUCAAACCCCUCACACCUGAGAGAGCUGGAUCUGAGCUACAAUCACCCAGGACAAUCAGGAGUCCAGCUGCUCAACCACAAACUGGAGGAUCUAAACUGUGCACUAGAGAAACUCAAUUUGGACCAUGGAGGAGAUUUCAGGAUCACACCAGGACUGCGAAAAUAUGCAUGUGAUCUCACAUUGGAUCCAAAAACAGCACACACUCAACUCACUAUCUCUAAAGAAAACAAAACAACAUCAUAUGUGAAAGAGCAGCAGCCGUAUCCUGAUCAUCCAGAGAGAUUUAAGAGCCUUGAACAGGUUCUGUGUCAAGAGUGUUUAACUGGACGCUGUUACUGGGAGGCUGAAUUGAUCAUACGGGGCCAUGUAGCAGUGACAUAUAAGGAAAUCAACCGGAAGGGUGGGAUUGACUGUCGGUUUGGACUCAAUGAAAAGUCCUGGUGUCUUUACUUUUCUGAUAGGAUUCAUACUGCCUGGCACAAUAAUGUGAGCACAAACAUUCCUCUAUCUUCAUCCCCAUCUAAUAGAGUAGGAGUGUAUCUGGACUGGUCGGCUGGCAUUCUGUCCUUCUACAGUGUCUCUAAUGCGCACACUAUCACGCACAUAUACACAUUCAACACCACAUUCACUGAACCCCUCUAUGCUGGAUUUAGGCUAUAUCCUGAUUCUUCAGUGUUUCUAUGCCCAAUUUAAAUCAUCAGGUCAGGAAACACAGAGACAUUUCCAUUUUAGACAUUGUAUUGUACGGUGAUUUUGUACACUAAUUUUUAGCUUUUCUUUAGAAAGUCUUAAUAUUCUUUGAAAAGUCUUAAUAUCUUAAUCUGUGGAGCAUUAUUAGUAUUAUUUGAGCUCAUCUAUCAUAGUCUCAAGCCAUUUUGAAUGUUAUCAUUUAGCCUAUUAUUUAUCUUUAUCC
This is a messenger RNA of Sinocyclocheilus grahami, 3202 nucleotides long. RefSeq names its product NACHT, LRR and PYD domains-containing protein 3-like. The transcript is spliced from 7 exons. Gene Ontology annotation, molecular function: protein binding. The record is from RefSeq and is a predicted model, not a curated record. Bases 4 to 2982 code for a protein of 992 amino acids. Lineage: Eukaryota; Metazoa; Chordata; Actinopteri; Cypriniformes; Cyprinidae.